AUGAGCUACUACGGCAGCUACUACGGAGGCCUGGGCUACGGCUGUGGAGGCUUCGGAGGCCUGGGCUACGGCUACGGCUGUGGCUUCCCCAGGCUGGGCUACGGCUGUGGCUAUGGAGGCUACGGGUUCGGGUCUGGGUACGGAGGCUACGGUUACGGCUGCUGCCGCCCAUCCUGCUACGGAAGAUACUGGUCUUCUGGCUUCUAUUGA
Messenger RNA from Microcebus murinus (gray mouse lemur), 210 nucleotides. RefSeq names its product keratin-associated protein 19-5-like. The record is from RefSeq and is a predicted model, not a curated record. NCBI's taxonomy places the organism in Eukaryota, Metazoa, Chordata, Mammalia, Primates, Cheirogaleidae.